This is a messenger RNA of Camponotus floridanus (Florida carpenter ant), 1328 nucleotides long. RefSeq lists its product as uncharacterized. Gene Ontology annotation, molecular function: olfactory receptor activity; odorant binding. Gene Ontology annotation, biological process: detection of chemical stimulus involved in sensory perception of smell; sensory perception of smell. Gene Ontology annotation, cellular component: plasma membrane. NCBI's taxonomy places the organism in Eukaryota, Metazoa, Arthropoda, Insecta, Hymenoptera, Formicidae. The transcript is spliced from 9 exons. The record is from RefSeq and is a predicted model, not a curated record. The coding region runs from base 31 to 1203 and encodes 390 amino acids.
UAGUCAGUUCUUCUAUAUCCUUCGAAGUAAAUGGAAUAUCCCGAGGAGUAUUACUAUAAGUUUAACCGAUUUCUUCUAUCGGUUACCGGAUUAUGGCCUUAUCAAAGCAAAUGGAGCGCUUGUUUCGCAAGGACUAUUAUUACUGUUAUCAUGCUAUCAGCUAUAUUUACUCAGAUAUCGAGUGUAUUUACAUCCGAACUCAAUAUGGAUUUUGUAAUUGAAUCAUUACCAAUGUUCGUGCCUACAGUAGGUAAUCUGUGCCAGUUGUAUUCACGUAUUUUUUACGUAGACAAAAUUAAAGAAUUACUUGAGCAUAUGUGGAACGAUUGGGCUCUGGAAAAAACAGAUAUUGAGAGCAAAAUCAUGCAUCAGUAUGCUAAAACCACGAGAUUAGUUAUGAUUUAUCAUUCGCUUUUAUUAUACAUCAUUGUAACGGCAAUGGCUAUAUCCAUGUUUUUGCCGGAGAUUUUCGUUAUAUUGCCUGUGAACAAAUCUAGCCAACGACUAGAAGCCAUUCAUAUGGAAUUUUAUCUCGAUAAAGAGCGAUAUAUUUACCUUAUAAUGUCCUGCGUGUGUAUCGUGCUUUUCCUUGUACCAUUAGUUUUUCUUGCCAGUUCCUCUUUAUAUCUAGUUCUCACGCAACACGUUUGCAGCAUGUGCGAAGUACUAGGGUAUCGCGCAGAACGCUUAUUUUACAUUAUCGAGGAUAAAGUGGAGGGUGAGUUAAUUCGCAAGACGAAAAUAAGUUGCAAAAAUAUAGUCGUUCUUGUACAACUGCAUUACAACGUUAUAGAAUUCGUUAAUACGAUCGAAACUUGUCAUACAAUACCAUUUCUAAUGGACCUCGUAGGAGUAGUGAUUACAAUAAGUUUUUGGUUAAUACAGAUAUUAACUAUUUUCGAGAAUGUAAAGCGAGCUUGUGCAUCAAUUGGUUUAAUAAUUGCAUCACUAUGUUAUCUAGCUAUACCUAAUUAUAUGGGACAGAAAGUCACGGAUAUGACUUCUAGCAUAUGUGAGAAAGUAUACAAUUCUGCUUGGUACUAUGCAAGUGUUUCGGAGCAAAAAUCAUUAUUGCUAAUAAUGGGUCGACGAUUCCGUCCGCUCGUCUUGACUGCCUGCAAAUUUUAUGCGAUGUCUUUGCCAAGUUUCGAAAUGAUACUUCAAAUGGGGGUCUCCUAUUGCAUGUUUAUGAGAAAAGUAUGAGGAUAUUCGCUAACUGUAGAUGCUGAAAUAAUGUAAAGAAAAGACAAACUAUAGAUGCUAAAAUAUUGUGUAGAAUAUUGUAUUCAAUACGCACUGAUCUUAUGUGCACUGAUUAAUACAAUAUC